AUCGGACUGUAGCCGGUACCGGCACCGGAGCGCGCCGGGUCCUCGCCGGGUCCCAGCCCCGCGCGUCGGCCCAGCCCAGCCGGGACCCCCCGCGACAUGCGCGUCCCAGCCCUGCGCUGAGCAGGCGGCAAUGUGGGGACUCGGGGCCCGGGGCCCCGACCGGGGGCUGCUGCUGGCGCUGGCGCUGGGCGGGCUGGCGCGGGCCGGGGGCGUCGAGGUGGAGCCCGGCGGCGCGCACGGCGAGAGCGGGGGCUUCCAGGUGGUCACCUUCGAGUGGGCCCACGUGCAGGAUCCCUACGUCAUCGCGCUCUGGAUCCUCGUGGCCAGCUUGGCCAAGAUCGGGUUCCACCUGUCCCACAAGGUCACCAGCGUGGUUCCCGAGAGCGCCCUGCUCAUCGUGCUGGGCCUGGUGCUGGGCGGCAUCGUCUGGGCGGCCGACCACAUCGCGUCCUUCACACUGACGCCCACCGUCUUCUUCUUCUACCUGCUGCCCCCAAUCGUGCUGGAUGCCGGCUACUUCAUGCCCAACCGCCUCUUCUUCGGCAACCUGGGGACCAUCCUGUUGUACGCCGUCGUGGGCACCGUGUGGAACGCGGCCACCACCGGGCUGUCCCUCUACGGCGUCUUCCUCAGUGGGCUCAUGGGCGACCUGCAGAUUGGGCUGCUGGACUUCCUCCUGUUUGGCAGCCUCAUUGCUGCUGUGGACCCGGUGGCCGUCCUGGCCGUGUUUGAGGAGGUGCAUGUCAACGAGGUCCUGUUCAUCAUCGUCUUCGGGGAGUCGCUGCUGAACGACGCAGUCACCGUGGUUCUGUACAAUGUGUUUGAAUCUUUCGUGGCGCUGGGAGGUGACAAUGUGACCGGCGUGGACUGCGUGAAGGGCAUAGUGUCCUUCUUCGUGGUGAGCCUGGGGGGCACGCUGGUGGGGGUGGUCUUCGCCUUCCUGCUGUCGCUGGUGACGCGCUUCACCAAGCAUGUGCGUAUCAUCGAGCCCGGCUUCGUCUUCAUCAUCUCCUACCUGUCCUACCUGACGUCCGAGAUGCUGUCGCUGUCGGCCAUCCUCGCCAUCACCUUCUGUGGCAUCUGCUGUCAGAAGUACGUGAAGGCCAACAUCUCGGAGCAGUCGGCCACCACCGUGCGCUACACCAUGAAGAUGCUGGCCAGCAGCGCCGAGACCAUCAUCUUCAUGUUCCUGGGUAUCUCGGCCGUGAACCCGUUCAUCUGGACCUGGAACACGGCCUUCGUGCUCCUGACGCUGGUCUUCAUCUCCGUGUACCGGGCCAUCGGUGUGGUCCUGCAGACCUGGCUUCUGAACCGCUACCGCAUGGUGCAGCUGGAGCCCAUUGACCAGGUGGUCCUGUCCUACGGGGGCCUGCGCGGGGCCGUGGCCUUUGCCCUGGUGGUGCUUCUGGACGGAGACAAGGUCAAGGAGAAGAACCUGUUCGUCAGCACCACCAUCAUCGUAGUGUUCUUCACCGUCAUCUUCCAGGGCCUGACCAUCAAGCCCCUGGUGCAGUGGCUGAAGGUGAAGAGGAGUGAGCACCGGGAACCUCGGCUCAACGAGAAGCUGCACGGCCGCGCUUUCGACCACAUCCUCUCGGCCAUCGAGGACAUAUCUGGACAGAUCGGGCACAAUUAUCUCAGAGACAAGUGGUCCCACUUCGACAGGAAGUUCCUCAGCAGGGUCCUCAUGAGGCGGUCGGCCCAGAAGUCUCGAGACCGGAUCCUGAAUGUCUUCCACGAGCUGAACCUGAAGGAUGCCAUCAGCUACGUGGCUGAGGGAGAGCGCCGCGGGUCCCUGGCCUUCAUCCGCUCCCCCAGCACCGACAACGUGGUCAACGUGGACUUCACGCCACGAUCGUCCACCGUGGAGGCCUCUGUCUCCUACCUCCUGAGAGAAAACGUCAGCGCUGUCUGCCUAGACAUGCAGUCUCUGGAGCAGCGACGGCGGAGCAUCCGGGACGCAGAGGACAUGGUCACGCACCACACGCUCCAGCAGUACCUGUACAAGCCGCGGCAGGAGUACAAGCAUCUGUACAGCCGACACGAGCUCACGCCCACGGAGGAUGAGAAACAGGACCGGGAAAUCUUCCACAGGACCAUGCGGAAGCGCCUGGAGUCCUUCAAGUCGACCAAGCUGGGGCUCAACCAGAACAAGAAGGCAGCCAAGCUGUACAAGCGGGAGCGUGCCCAGAAGCGGAGAAACAGCAGCAUCCCCAAUGGGAAGCUGCCCAUGGAGAGCCCUGUGCAGAAUUUCACCAUCAAGGAGAAAGACUUGGAACUCUCAGACACCGAGGAGCCCCCCAACUAUGAUGAGAUGAGUGGGGGAAUCGAGUUCCUGGCCAGUGUCACCAAGGACACAGCGUCCGACUCCCCUGCAGGUGACACCGGCUCCGACACGCCGCUAACCGGACGCUCGUCCCCGCGCCACGGUCCGCCCACCGCCGCCGCCGCUGCCGCCGCUGUCCCAGAGAAACCCCAGAUCCCCGCGCGGCUACAGCGACCGCGAGCCCCGAGCCCCGCCUCACCCACGCCAGCGCCUGCGCAGAACUCCGAGAGUGCCGCGCCUGCGCCCGCAGAGCCGCCCGAGGGCGAGCCGGGGGCGGGGCCUGCACCGGGGGCGGGGCCGGAGCGCCGGGGACUACCGAGUGCGCACGCGCGUUCGGCGGCGGCGCGCCGCGUGCAUAGCCGGCGCUCGUUCCAGCGGCCUCGCGCGCGCCGCCGCCCCGCGCUGCUGAAGCUGGCGUCGCUUCCGCCCUCGUGCCACGCACCGCCGCACGCGCUGGAGCAGGAGGAGACGCCGCUGUGACGCCGCCGGCGGGAAGGGUCCGCGCGCCUUGGCUGGCCGCUGGCGCCCUUUCCCACCGCUGCCGGGAAACCGAGGCUCGCCCCAAACGGAUUUGCGUGAAACCAGCCCAAGGUUCCGGGCCCCCCAUCCCGAGCCCCGCGCCCGGGGACUGACUCGGGGACCGACUCAGGGCCCGACCUGCAGCGGCUGCAGGCCCAGCGCCCGCAAGCGGCCCGGGCCGAGCGCCGUUUCCAGGCCCUCGCCAUGUCCUUUGGACUGCAGGUAAAGUGGCAGGAACGUCUUCCGUCUGCUCAGCGUUUGGGGAUUUAGACUCCUAAAGCCAGUACCUGCCCCGUUUCCCCCCCCAGGUUCCGUCCUGCCCGCGCCCGGUCUCAGGUUGGCGGCCCCGGACACGGCCCGUCCCCACAGACGAGGUCUCCGGCCUGAGUUGUCGCACCUGGCGCGGAGGUCGCCCGGUGUGCCCUGGCUGGGUGAGAGGUGGCCUGGUGGGCGGAGCUUGCCAAGAAUCACGGCCAGUCCUUAAGUGGAUGGUGGGGCCCAGCAGCUGCUCUGUCCCCCUUAACAAACCAGGGGGCAUGGAGGGGCCCAGGGCACCGCCCCUCCUACCAGGCUCAGGCCCUUCAAGGAGAACCUGCUGAGACCCCUGGGCCUGUCCUAGACCCCGGACCCCUGACCCUUCCCACUCCUUCCAGCGUCCCAGGGUGAGGCCUUGGACAGAGCUCCUGGUCCUCUGCAGGGAGACCAUCCAGCCCAAGCUCUGGGAGGCACAGUCCAUUGAGUGGGCAGAGGCCGCGGGUGCUGAGCCGGGGAGGGUGCUCGGAGUCCAUCCAUCCCUCAGACGGCAAGUCCCACAGAAUCCAACCCACCUGAAACCUGCCGGCAUGGUGGAGGUGGACACUCCUAGGGGCUUUUCUAAAGCUAGACUCGCAGCUCCUUGCUCAGGAAAAUUAAACUAUUCACGUUUCAGAUCAAGUGUUGACAGUCACCAGUCAGGAGUUCUUAAAAGAGUUUUAUGUUGACUGAAUAUCGCACAUUGAGUCCCCAUUGAGUCCCUGGUGGGAAAAGUCCACAAUUUCCCAUUGAUAGCUUUUUACUGUUGUGAAAAAGGGAAGCGUCAGCCACACAAAAGCCUCCAUGACCGCUGCUUUGGAGAAGCUCUCGACCCUAACUGCAGUCACUGUUACUUGGAUCAGAUCAAGCGCAAUGACUUUUUGGGAUUCAGUGGUCAUUCUCCACACUUCGUAGCCAUUUCAACCAACUCUGAGCACAAAAUGCAGCCAUCCUCUAUGCAGCAAGCACUGCCCAGUCAGUGACCCUACUGGACAGAUCCAAGGCCAGCCCUGGUUCCCUGCUGCAGCCACCGUCCUGACGUUCAUCGGAGCAGGCCGGGGCCUGGCCUUCCCGGCACAAGUGGCUGUUCUGACAGGCCCCCAGUUUGUCCCAUCUGAACUGCUGGGAGGUUUCUGGGUGGCCAGAGGAGCAAAGCUGCCUUCCAAGUGCCUGUCUGUGCCUGGGAGAACAGAGCAGGAGCGUCGUGCGGCCCACAGUGCAGCGCAUGGCGAUUCCAGGCGCUGAACAACUCCCCUGGACCCUUGGGCCUGCAUCUGACUCCCGGCUGCAGAGUCAGAAGCUGAGUCCAGGCAACUGCUUGGCCACUCCCGAUCGCUCCUCCCUGGACACCCGGUUACCAAAGUCAGCAAAGAAGAUGCGGUAAUCGCCGCCUGAUCUCCACAUGGUGAACACAACACUCUCACCAACAUCUCCUUGACUGGUCAGUCUUCAGCACCGGGGGUGGGCAGGCAGGUGUUCUGUGUUUACGAGAAUUGCACAGGCUAAACACAAACAUGGAACCAGAGUUCCAGUGAGAACACCUCACUCACAGCAGCCCAGGCUGCUCCCUACCAGGUGAUGGAGCGCGCCCGGGCUGUGGGUGCCGGGGGCUGAGUGCUAGGGACUCGUCAUGAGUGGGGAUCCCCACGUUCCUGUCACUGCUGUCAAACAGAAGGUAAACAGUCUUAUGAAUGUAUUUCCUUAGGAAAACUUGUAAAAACUUUUAUUAGGAUAUCUAUUUAAUACUGAACUUUGGCCUACUUUGUGAUAGACUAUAAACAAAUUGAGGAAAUCACUAUUUCUCACUUCUGUAUUUUCUCAAAAAUAAUUUUGUUACAGAGUUCAAUAUACUGUGUACCAUUGAUCUGCUAUUGUGAAAGCAAAGAAUUUCAUCAAAAUAUUUUAAAUUAUGAGUGAAAAUUGUGUAUGUUAAUUUUGCAGCUAUAAUAUUAAUCAAACUUUGUGUAAUUCUAAUCACAAAAUGACGUGCCUUAAGUGCCCCUCCAGCUGUGGGUUGGCAGUGUCCAGACAGGGAGGGCCCAUCACCGAAAUCCUGAACGAUUACUAGACCAAUUCUAUUAAAAACAUUUCAAGGCAUUUUGGGUGCAAACUUUGUUUAUAAAAGAGAAAUCAUCCACCUAUGAGAAUUUAAGGAGACGUCUCCUGCAGGCAGACACCGCUUUGCCCAAAAAUUAGCACUGACACAUGCGUGUGUGCGCGUUGUGUGCAUGUGUGCGUGCAUGUGCUGCUGCUGCCCUUCCUAGCUGGUGUGAGAAAGCCACUGGACACAGCUGUGGCGCAACCCCUGGAUCUGAGCACAGCCCCUCCGGUGCAGACAGAUGGGGUCAUAGCCCCCUGGGGAGGCCUGUCAUUGCAGGCACCCCUGAGGAGGAUGUGACCAGUGACCGUGGGUCCCAGCGGUGACCCUCACACAGAAUCAGAGCCAAACAACAGUGAGGGCUGCACACUCACCACCAUUCGCCCUGGGCACUCAUUCCAGAAGUAACAAGAAUUCCCUCUCAGUGGGAAAAUAAACGCAUUUUUCAUUCUUAUAAGGGACACUCUAAUGACUGUGAACACUACGAAUUUUAAUUCAUAUGCAUUUACUGAGCACUUACUGUAUGCCAGGUGCACUCAAGGCCUGCUGCUAAGUGGGAAGCUGGGUUCAGAGGCACAUGGAACAGCUCGCCCGCUGGAUGCCCUGGGAAGAGCACCCUCUUCUGAGCCCCUGAUGCUUGUUAAGAGCUGCUUCUACUUCUCAGUUACUUCUCAAGUUUUGAUUCUUUCAAGAAGUCACAUUUGUGAAUUUUUCACAUCUUGUGAGGAUGAAAUAAAAGCAAAAUGUCAACUCUGCCAUCUCAAAAA
This is a messenger RNA of Gorilla gorilla gorilla (western lowland gorilla), 6001 nucleotides long. RefSeq names its product solute carrier family 9 member A3 (gene SLC9A3). Lineage: Eukaryota; Metazoa; Chordata; Mammalia; Primates; Hominidae. Gene Ontology annotation, cellular component: brush border membrane; plasma membrane; apical plasma membrane. The coding region runs from base 131 to 2806 and encodes 891 amino acids. Gene Ontology annotation, molecular function: sodium:proton antiporter activity; potassium:proton antiporter activity. The record is from RefSeq and is a predicted model, not a curated record. Gene Ontology annotation, biological process: sodium ion import across plasma membrane; potassium ion transmembrane transport; proton transmembrane transport. The transcript is spliced from 16 exons.